AUGAAUUUAAUCAAGCGCAAGUGCGAGUCAUCGAUCAAGAAUCUUAACAAAAAACGGAAGGAGAGGGUCUUUUCUAUGAGAAGAUUUCGUCCUCCACAUGCUCUUUCCUGCCGAGAACUCAAGGAGCUCGGGAAGAUACAGAAGAAGUAUCUGCUAAUGGAAGAGGACGAUGAAAGCGACAGCGAUGGCGGGUCAGACGAUUCAAGCUGCAGCCUUGGCGAAGACUGGAGCGUCGAGGCCGAACAAGCAGCUAUCGACCAGGAAGAUGAUGAAGGAUCAGAUGGUGGUGGGGAUACAGCUAGCUCCCUUUCCGAAUGCAACUCCGACAACCUCGAGGCCAAGGGAAUGAUGAAUUUGGACGAGAUCGUCAUGGUCUCGGAGGACGACGAGCAAAAUGAAGACAUGAACGAGAUCAUGAAGUUCGUGAGAUCAAGAACGGAUCGAUGGGUUGAGAACCAUUGCGUGUUUACUAAUCCCAUCCCAUUGUGCGAUUUCAACAAAUUACUAACCCAUUUCUACUUGUCAAACUCUUAUAACGUGAUGGCUGAGGAGGCUGACCAGGAGAAUCUUGAUCGAGCGCUGGAAAACUUUGAAGAAGAGGAAAUGAGGGAAAGCGAUGAAGAUUCUCAACAAGCUGCGAUUUGGGAGUAUGAAGAACAGUAUGGACGAGUUGGCAAUGAUUCUCAUUCAGGUAGGAGAAGAAAAAUCAAACUGGAAACAUCUGAAAUCCGGCCCGUCUUUCCAGCCGAUGAACGUCAUCUGGAUGGAGGACAGAGACAGGAUUCUCGACUCGUUGCUGUCUGA
Molecule: messenger RNA, 804 nt
Organism: Oikopleura dioica
Lineage: Eukaryota; Metazoa; Chordata; Appendicularia; Copelata; Oikopleuridae
Source: the annotation of a GenBank genome assembly